This is a messenger RNA of Oryza brachyantha (malo sina), 970 nucleotides long. RefSeq names its product protein RER1A. The coding region runs from base 178 to 762 and encodes 194 amino acids. Gene Ontology annotation, cellular component: Golgi membrane. The transcript has 3 exons. The record is from RefSeq and is a predicted model, not a curated record. Gene Ontology annotation, biological process: protein retention in ER lumen; retrograde vesicle-mediated transport, Golgi to endoplasmic reticulum. Lineage: Eukaryota; Viridiplantae; Streptophyta; Magnoliopsida; Poales; Poaceae.
AGAAGAGAAGAGAGGACGAGUCGCUCCGUCUUCUUCCUCCUCUUCUUCUCACAGGACACAAACCCAACCCGCAUCGGAAUCGGAAUCGGAAUCGGCAUCGGCACCGGCAGCGGCAGCGAGGUCGUCGUCGCCCUCCUCCGCCCGCCCCCCAGCCCACUCCAGGAAUCCGCAACGUCCAUGGACGGCGCGGCUGACUCCGGCACGGCCGGCGCCGCGGCGGCGGCGGCCAAGUGGCGGACCGACGCCUCCAGGGCCUUCCAGUACUACCUCGACCGCUCCACCCCGCACGCCACCGGCCGCUGGCUCGCCACCCUCGCCGUCGCCGCCAUCUACGCCCUCCGCGUCUACCUCGUCCAGGGCUUCUACAUCGUCACCUACGGCCUCGGGAUCUACCUCCUCAACCUCCUCAUCGGCUUCCUCUCCCCCAUGGUCGACCCCGAGGCCCAGGCCGCCGCCGACGGCCCCGCCCUCCCCACCCGCGGCUCCGAUGAGUUCAAGCCCUUCAUCAGGCGCCUCCCCGAGUUCAAGUUCUGGUAUGCAAUUACAAAAGCUUUUCUUGUAGCUUUUGUGAUGACUUUCUUCUCUGUAUUUGAUGUUCCUGUCUUCUGGCCAAUACUUCUCUGCUAUUGGGUGGUUCUUUUCGUCCUCACAAUGAAGCGUCAGAUCGUGCAUAUGAUAAAAUACAAAUAUGUUCCCUUCAACAUUGGGAAACAGAAAUAUGGCGGCAAGAAGAGCGCCGGCAGCCGUUCUUCGAAAGACUGAUUGGCAGCCUACCCACCCUGGUAGGAAAGAUGGAAGGAGCGACAAGAUACAGCCGAUGAUAUUUGAUGUGCUACAUACCAAUUGUAAUAUUUCAUUCAUAUCUAGAGCUAGAAGGAUAUUCACAUGUAUUUCAGACUCAGGUUCACGGUUUAAAUUGAUAUCGUGGUAGAAUGCUUUCUUGGAUGGGUAUAUAGUGCGACUCUUUAAA